AUGAUUGAAACGCUGCUGAUUCUGACUUGCAUCCUCAGUUAUGUAUUUGUUGUGUAUCUCAAGCUCAGGGAGCUGAGGAAACUGUCUAAAAAGCCUUCUGAGACAUAUCUGAAUCUUGCAAGCAUCGAGCAGAUAGAAAAGACAAGAGAGUACAACAGGGACAAGCAAAUAAUGUCUAUAUUUGAGCUUUCGGUUCUUCUUUUGAAGGAUAUCUACUUUAUAUGGAAGAGGGUUAUGCCUGAAAUGUACAGCAGAUAUAUGAUUGAUAAGUGGUAUUGGGACAUACUGUUUGUUAUAGGGUACAUGCAUGUGCAGAAGAUGUUUGAGGUUCCGUUUGAACUUGUGUCGACGUUUUAUGUGGAAGCCAAGCAUGGGUUCAACAAGACCACAGUGAUUGAGUUUUUUAAGGAUAUUGUGAAGAUGAUGGUGGUGAUGAGCGUAAUUGUCGGGCCGUUUUCGUAUGUGGUGCUCGAGAUCAUCCGAAGAUACUACGAGAGAUCGUUUUAUAUUUACCUAUGGGUGGUAGUGGCGGCAUUCCAGAUUGUACUUGUGGUGGCAUAUCCGAUCGUGAUACAGCCGUUGUUCAACAAGUUUGAAGAGAUGAAGGACUCUGAGCUGAAGACAAAGAUAACGAAGCUUGCAGACAGGGUAGGGUUCCGUGCAAACAAGAUCCUGGUUAUGGACGCAUCGCUUCGAUCGGGGCACUCGAAUGCGUAUUUUGUUGGGAUAAUGAAGGAGAAGCGGGUUGUUAUAUAUGACACGCUGCUGAGCCAAGUUGACGAGGAGGAGAUUCUUGCGAUUCUGUGCCAUGAGUUUGGGCAUUGGAAGCACGGGCACACAUUGAAAAUGAUUUCUUUUGGGCUUCUGGUGCAGCUGUUGUAUCUGUACCUGCUGAAUGCCCUCUUGAGGUACCAGGACAAGUACGGAAUGCUUGGCAUUGAGAUGCCGCUGAUGAUAAGAUGCUUGUAUUUUUUGAUGUGUAUUUCUGCGAUGAGUGUUCCUAUUGACAUACUGGGCAACUGUGUAUCAAGGUAUUUUGAACGGCAGGCAGACAGGUUUGCAGUUGCGCUUGGGUAUGGCAAGGAGUUGCGCUCAGGACUGCUGAAGCUGUACGAGAAGAACAAUGGAAACAUGGAUCCUGACCAUCUGUAUGCAGCAGUGGUUUACAGGCAUCCCACUGUGAUCGAAAGGAUCAGAUUGAUUGAUGGCGAGAUGAAUAAAUCGAAGUGA
Molecule: messenger RNA, 1230 nt
Organism: Ordospora pajunii
Lineage: Eukaryota; Fungi; Microsporidia; Ordosporidae
Product: peptidase M48
Exons: 1
Coding region: 1-1230 (409 amino acids)
Biological process (GO): CAAX-box protein processing
Molecular function (GO): metalloendopeptidase activity
Source: RefSeq, a predicted model, not a curated record